UAAUUUGAUCCCUACUUUAUGUAUUAAAGUACUUUUUAACUGGUGGUGAACAAGUGACAUGCAGCCUUAAUGAUCUUCGUGCAGUCUACAAACCACCAUUCAUCGAGCACCGUGACUUCUCGCAAUGCUCCACUUUGACACAGAUACUCACCUUGACACAGAUAAUAGACACGAAGCUGCACCUCCUUUCUUGUGAUUGACUAUUAAGGACUCCCAAGUGUGACCAGACAUGAAGAGAAUGCUCAAAGUUAUCUUUUGGAAAAAGAAAACAUUACUGACUGACUAUGGUCCCAAGAAAACCAGCAAUAAUGACGAGGAUCUCACUCAAACUGUGCUUCUGCUCGAGAAGGAACAAGAGAAGCAGGAAGAGGUACAAGAGGAGGAACAGGAGGAGCUUAGUCAGGUAGUGUCAGUGAUCAACAGUGAGGUGUGGCAGGAACAGAGGUUGCCUCACCACCAACACACGUUUCACAACUCAACUCUCGCUAACUUCAUCAGGAGGCGACGCAAAGAGAUGGCGAUCAUCCGUCGCUUCGAGAUGGUAGAGGAUCAGGUGAAAGCCAAGGACCCGACCUUGGCAGAGAACCUGCAGCGCCUUCGUCAGGAUCACCUUGCUUAUACCGCCACCUGGUGCAGGUUCAAGUACCACCCCAGACUCCUCAAGGAAGAUAGUAUUAAAGAGGACGAAGCGGAGGAGGAAGAGGAAGAGACAAAUGAGGAAUUAGAAGAAUUAUUACAGGUGGACCCCAGCCACCCCCAGAACACCACCGGUCCUCGCCUCAACCUCAUCUGGAGGGAGAGACUGGAGGUGUCGGAGAAGGAGCGGCUGCAGCGACUCCAGGAGUUAGAGGAUGCCAGGGAAGCCUUCAGGAAGGAGAUGGAGAAGUCACUGAAGAGCAACCCCAGCACAGGCAACAGCAGACUCUUCCAGACCCCUAAAGGCAGGGGACUGGGCACAGUCUCCAGCAGGCUCCAGGGAAGAAGACGACCCUCGGCUAUUUCGAAGGCAUUGAAUGAAGGAUCCGUCAUUGAGGAUUUCACCUCAGCUUCCUCUGGUCUCCCGACCUUCAGCUCCGCUCUCAGGAGGGGCUCCCUUCCCCCGCCUUACUCUGCCCUUCAGAGGUCAGAAAGGAUCUCUAUGCAGGAUUACAAAAAAUCUAAAGUCAAGGCAGUCACCAAGGUCAAACCUUUCAACUUUGAUUCCUCCAGUAAAAAGCACAGUUGUACUGUUCACUACCACUUCCAUCACUAGCCCUGGGCCUUGAUCCCACACCUGUACCACUGCUGCCUUAUAUAACUUCAAGAGCAGGUAUGCUAGGGCACAGUAUGCCAGGAGUUGGUAAAUUCAGGGGAAUUUUGAAGAGGCAGGGCCAAGAAUACUCUCUCAGCCCAACAAACAACUUGCUGUAGCACCUGAGAGAUUACUGCUUCAUCUGUCAUUGGUAAAAUUAAUAACUAGUAUAUGUACUUGCUAUAAUUGCCAUAACAUUCCUUUUAAUACACAGAUAUUUUUGCUACUGGAAAACUUGUGAAGGUUAUUAAAAUACAUGCAUAGGUUUG
Messenger RNA from Cherax quadricarinatus, 1560 nucleotides. The record is from RefSeq and is a predicted model, not a curated record. NCBI's taxonomy places the organism in Eukaryota, Metazoa, Arthropoda, Malacostraca, Decapoda, Parastacidae.